AUGGCGAACCACGAGGCCGCGGAGGCCGCUUCCAUCCGCAACGAGGCCCGGGAGAUUCUAAACCUCCACUACGACGGCCAGCACGAGGCUGCGGUGGCCCGCGCCGUAGUGCUCGCCGCCGUGCACCCGGGCUCCGCGGUCGCUCUCAACCUCGCCGGCUUGAUCCACCGCCACGCCUUCCUCGUGGCGCGGAACGACAGGGGCGUCCACAGCGACGACGAAGACGACGACGAGAACGCGUCCGCGCUGGAGAAGUACCACCGCCAGGCCGCCCUCGACGCCUUCUCCGCCGCUGCGCGGCUCGCCCCCAGCUGCGUCGUCACCAACGCCGACCACGCCGACGCGCUCGCCGACUGCCGUCGCUUCGAGGACGCGCAGAAGGAGUUUCUCCGCAUGCUCGACACGGUCGCCAACAACGACCAAGCCGACCCGGCGCUGUACAACGUGGUGUACGACAUGAGCGGGGACUCAAGCAUGAAGGAGAGAAGGCGCGAUGCCGUGAAGAGCGCCAGCAUCUCGAUGGAGCGCUUCGCGGAAAGAAUCAACCACAGGAUUCUGCCAUUGGAGGCCGCCAAGCUGCUGGACGCCAGCAAUCUCGGCGGGCCUGCCGCCGAUGAAGCGCGAGACCGUGCAAGGCUUCUCGCCGAGACCUACCCCUACUCGCCGCGCGCCCAGAUACUCCGCGCGUACAUCGACUUGGCACCAGUCCGUGCCCUCGAUCCGGCAAUGGACAAGAAGCAGCUUCUGCGCCGCGCGCUCACCACCGUGUCUCAAGCGGCAGAAAACUUCGACCACUCGCUCAUGGUUGCCUUGUUCCACGCCAAGCUCUUGUUCGUCCUGGAUAACUUUGAUGCUGCGGAGAGAGAGUGCCGCCGGGCACUUCGCAUCGAGACGCCGAAUGACCCCAAGUGGGAUGACAUACCUCCCAUGGCUGCUCUUGGGGCAGAUUCUGAUGCCAGAGUAUCUUAUGUCAAGAAGCAGCUCAGUGUCUUGCUCAAGCAGAUCAUAGUUGUGGCUGCACUAUACUGGUCCUCCAUGAAGAAUGCACCGCAGGGCCAACGCGUUGUAUCAGUGACGGUUGAUACGCUGCAUGCGCACUAUGAUGGAAUCGACAAGUCGGCAGCAAAGACCAUUUCUGAUGCAACGCGCUUUCUCAAGAAUCAGGAGUCAUGGAUUUCAAACACUAGUUCGCUCUGGCAACACAUAUGCAGCAAGCACCGAGAUGAGCUCUGGGGGAAGCUGCAGUCACUUAUAGAUCCAGUAUAUUAUGAGAAUACAUCACAGGAUGAUCACUCGUUGGUUGGGAUAACUCUCAGCCGCCAGUCUGACACCUUCCUUUUACCAAGGGUGCAGGAUAUGUUUGAAUCCUUGCUGCUUUCACCAUCUGUUGGAAUACAGGCAGAGCCCUUCACUGAAAUGCGACAAAGGAAAUGCAGAGAAGGAUCUGAGAUCCUUGGGAGCAUCAGGGAGAAGCUGAGGAUGUUGCCUAAAGAUACACUUAGCACUAAGUUUCAGGAGUGCUGUUCUCGAAUAGAGAAAUUGUGGCUAAAGUUUCUUCAAGUUACUGUUGUGGACUAUCGUGAAAUCAUUCUUCCCCUUGCAAGAUCAUACCAAUGGAUAGAAUUGAAGAAACGGAUUCCUUUUUAUCUAAAUCAUCCUGGUACCAGGCGUCUUGGAUUUGCUGAUGCCAAUAUUGAUAUUAUAUGCGGAAUUUCUGGCCAAUCUGUCAAGGAAAUGGCAAGCACCUCCAGUUCUCAACAAAGCGUUACUGUUUCCAACAAGAACAAUGCUGAUAAAGAAUUGUCUAUCUUGAGUGUAAUCAUACAGUCAUUGUGCAAUCUGAGGCAUUUCAGAGAUAAACUUCUGAUGGGGCCACUUGUAUGGAUCCCGUCAGUUGAUAAUCCCUGCAUUGCACAGCAAUUUUAUGAAAUCUUCUCUUCUUGGGAGAAAAACGACCACCACUUAACCGAUGUUGUACUGACUUACAUGAAGACUCUUCUCUGCAGAGUUGCAGAUUGCGGCACUUUUUAUGAAAAGGUUGGGAAAACUUUUGUUUCUGAGAUUGUGGCCACAAUUCUCAUUGAAUUGCAUAUGUCAGAAACUUGUUCGCGUUUUAGAGAAAACAAGGAGACCGAGAGACAUGUAGUGAACCGAAUCACGUGCGGAGAUUGCUUAUGCCCAACACAUUAUCUUUUUGGGAUCAAAUUCGAUGCUCAAAUCAGCUGUAGCUGUGGGAAGUCUUCCGGUGAAUACCUGUAUACCACACUUUUCCAUAAACUUGAUGCCGGUUCACCUCAAACAGCAAAGAUCAAGUCCUUUGCAGAGCUUCCGGUUCUAUUGGAUGAACAGUUCCGCGAGGACAACAAAUGCGACCAUUGUGGAAGUCUGCAGAAUAUUGAUCUUUUUCUUUCAAACACACCACACUUCUUUACAAUAGUUUUGAACUGGCUGGGUGGCAGUGAAAGCCAGGACACACUAUCUGAAGUUCUGGCUAGCAUCACGUCUCCCCUUGACACUGAGUUCUUUUGCAGAAGUGCUCAUUCUGCAGCUAUGUAUGCUGUCACAUCCAUGGUACGUGCACAGCAAACUAUUCUAUUUUCCUAAAUUGAAUUGUUAAUGGAACUGAACAAAUACUUUUAUCAUUUAAUUCUCAUGUUAAGGUAAUCCUGAAAUGAGAAAAAGCAAUGAGCUAUCUGUAUUGGUUGACGUUCAUGACCUUUUGUAAGUUGUGUUGCUAAUUAUUUACUGUUCCUUGACUGUUACUGGAGGCCAAGUUGGUAUUGUUCUAAGACUGAAGCAAGGUUCUUAUUUUUGUGGAACAAAAUGGAUCAUGGUUAAAUGGCGUUGUCACCUGGUUCAAAUUGCCUAGGUUACAUUGACAAGGCAUUUUGCUGCUAUUUCUAAAGAAGUGGAUAGAAGGUUUAAACUAUGAUACAUCAUAUCUGAGUUGGUUCGUACUUGGAGUUGGAGAGAUAUUUGCAAGUUUUGAAUGGUCCUAUCUGUGGCAUAUUUUUUCCUGCCUACUUCUCUUAUAUCAAGAUAUUUAGAAGACUCGACAGAAGAAUUUCAGCAAGAAUCAAUAGCUUGUGUGAUCCUUACGUCGCUGAGUUCUUUUUAUAAACGUUCCAUUGAUUGAACGGUUGAAGAAGUAUCAUAUGUAGGUAAACUGGUUAGACCUUUUAAAGUCUGCUGCUCUCAGAAGUAUAUUUUGCAUUAUUUUCCUUCCCUUUAUAGCGAAUAGGAAAUGGCCUCAUCAAAUCACAUGGAGUGGUUGCAGAACAUCUGCUGGAGUAACCUUUUAUCUGCACACUUCUCUCUCUCUCUCUCUCUCUCUCUCUCUCCCUCUCUCUCUCUGUCUCUCCCUCCCUCUCUCUCUCUCUGUGUGUGUGUGUGUGUGUGUGUGUGUGUUUACUCUUCUGUUGCUUUGAGUAUUAGUACAGGCCUAUUGCAAGAUCUGCUAUGCUGAUGACCGCUACGUCUGCUUUGCUCGCGGCGAGGACAAGUGGGUCAUAUAUGGCUUCGAGACUGUCGAGAGAGAAGAUAGUUGGGAGCAUUUGCUAGAACGCUUCAAGGACUGCAAGCUCCAGCCUGAAGUUCUAUUUUUCGAGGUUAUCAAGUAGACUGUUGUAUAGCUCAUUUGCAGAAUGCAAACCUCUGUCUGACGAUCAGAGCCAACUCUGGGCCCAGUUUUUUUGUUUCAUUGCCACUAUUUUGAUGCUGUUUGGCUUGGUCACACUCUGACAUCGAAUACAGAUAAAUUCUUCAGAGA
Messenger RNA from Triticum aestivum (bread wheat), 3769 nucleotides. RefSeq lists its product as uncharacterized. NCBI's taxonomy places the organism in Eukaryota, Viridiplantae, Streptophyta, Magnoliopsida, Poales, Poaceae. The transcript is spliced from 11 exons. Bases 1 to 2604 code for a protein of 867 amino acids. Gene Ontology annotation, molecular function: protein binding. The record is from RefSeq and is a predicted model, not a curated record.